Chara braunii is the source of this 2902-nucleotide messenger RNA. Lineage: Eukaryota; Viridiplantae; Streptophyta; Charophyceae; Charales; Characeae. The record is from the annotation of a GenBank genome assembly.
UAUCGUGCGUACGCUCUAAGGAGAGAGAUGGAUCCUAGAACCUUCAUUUUCUGGCGGCUGUCGCUGCAGCGUCAGCUGAAGGAAAUAUUUAACCUUGGUCCUGUUCUGAAGGCUAAAGAUGACCUGGGUCUUCAGCGGACAGGCCCUGAAGAUCAGGACACCAAGAGAAAGCGACACCGCAGGUCCUCAUUACCAGCAUUCAUGAAAUUGAACAAAUUACAGCAAGCAGCUGCACAGCGGCCACAAGGCAUAGGGCAGGUUUUGUCAAGGGCCGAGCACACAAAUAGGACGACAUCAGUCACUGAGGCUGCGGAAGAACAUGAGGGCGAGGGUGAAGAAGACAGAGAAGGAGAUAGUGGGACGACACCCCAAUUGAAAGAAGAAGGAGAUGGCAUUUCAAGCGUGAGAGAACCAUUGGUCAAGAAAGAUGAUGGGCAGGAACGUUCAGAAGGGUUAGCCAGGCAACAGACGCACGUGCCUGUGAAGACUCAGUUGCCAGAUUCCAAGCAGCUUGCAGAUAUUAAGCCAAGCCCGGGCGCAGUCGCUGAUCUUAAGGGCAUGAAGGGAUCACAGGGAAGCAUGGACGCUGGCGAGGAAAUGAAGAUAUUGGCAGCAAUCAAGUGGUUUAUACUGAAUUUCAAACAAACAGAUCUUCGAGAUCCUGAGUGGCCAGUGGAAUUGAUGUGCAUAUUCUACAUUAUUAGGAGCAUGGUACAAGCGCCGUGGGCCACAGAUGCAAUAAAAAUUCAGGCCAAGGCUGCACUGAGCCUGGAGCCGCCACUGAGUCGAAUCUAUUCUGUGCUGGCAGACCUUAAUGCCAUUUUUUUUGCCGUUAUGAAGGAUGUCCUUCCUCAACAAGCUCCAGGGGUAGAUCAUUCUUCUAUUCCCAGCAGUGUGGUCUCCACUGUCAGCUUGGCUCUGGUGUCCAGCCCGGGUCAAAACCCAUUUACAGCUUUUGUCGACAGAGCCAUACAGAUGAUCCAUACUCUACCUCUUCCCAGCAAACAGGCACUUGGACAGCAUCGGCCCCUUGUGGAGCAGAGCGUUGAAGACAUUAGCACAAGGGAUCAGGCAUAUUCCAGUCUUGUGUCCGUCCUUACGAAGCUCGGACAACUUGCAAAUGAGAAUCCAGACCAGGUCGCAUCAAAACCUGGUAGCUUACCUCAUUUCGCUCCGAUGCACUCAUCCGUGCAUGCAAAUCGAGCCAAGGAAAAAAUAAACUAUCUCCUCCAGCUUAUGACCACUUGUGCACCUAAAUGGCCACCCUCGCACCCCAUCUACUCAUCUAUUGUGAAGACUAUGGAAAGCGGCGUGCUCCUCGGCUAUAGCUACCAGCUGAGGACGAUCGUCAACCUUCUGCAGGACUCAAUGGGAAAUGUGGCGCAAGACCCUGCCUUCCUGCCAGAACAGGACACAGAGUCCCAGAACGACACAAAAAAAACACGCCCAGGUUCAGAGUCAGUUAAUGCCUUGGCGGUUCGUCGCAGCAGUUUGCAGCAGAUUCAUGAUACAGUAACUGCAGCUGAGGAAGGGAUUGCGAGCAUUCCUGGCAUUUGGUUGCAAGUCCAUCGUGAACGAAUGUCCAUGCUCACUUCCCGGGCUGCAGCUUUGGAGCGAGUAUUCGCAAAAGAACGGGCAAAGAAGAUGGCGGAUUCGCCGGAUUUCGUGAAGACCAGCAUGUGUGCGGGAACUCUGAGCUUCGCCAGCUACGGCUUGAUUUGGAGACUGCCCAGAGAUCUCUCCUUUAGCGCUGAGAAACAUGCGCGCCCAUUAACCACCUCCGGACUUGAUGUGAGACGAGGUCCCUGGAGCUUACAUUCUCAGCCAAUACAGGAUGGCCUUGCUGACGACAGCGACGUCAACAAGAACAACAACCAAGCACCACCACGAGGCCGCACUGCCCCAGGAGCUUCGCGCGACAGAUCCUUUCAGCAAUUUCCAGGGAGUCACAUUCUGAACACAUUCACAAUCCCCUACGUAGAAAUAUCGGGUUACAGGAUCCGCACAGUUGACGGCUUGUCCUUUCUGCACAUUGUCGCUUACAGCACCCGCAGCUCCCUGUUAUUUUAUCCCCUACAUGACGUUUAUCAUCAGGCAGACGGUGAGAAGGCAACCAAGCGAGACAUCCAUUCCUUGGUUUCAAAAAUCCUCUUCAGCGCAACAGGCCUCCCUCCCUUUCGUGCAGAUGAAAUUAUCAUCAAGCUUCUGGAGACCGAAGUUGAAUCUCGCCGAAGCGAUGCUCUCACAAAGCUCCGAGGUGAGACCCAUCCCUGGAUUACCAGUGUCAAAGAAUUGGAAUCGACAAUGAGGAGAAUAGUUCACAGCUCAGUGGUCAGUGGUAAUUGGGAUGACACCUUGCUUGAUAUGGAACGCCUCUACCAUAGCUGCCGGUUAAGGAAGGAGGUCACCAAGGAGCUGGUCACAAAUGGCCUCCAGCGGCUAUGGGCAGAGAUGAUGAGGCGACGUAACAAGGUGAAGCUGCUGGCUAUGGCACUGAGAAUCAUGGACCCCAAUGUCUUGUCACCACAUGACAGCAACUUUGUCUCUCUUAUCAUUUGGUUCGAGACUCUUGAGUUCAAAGAUAGUGACCAAUUAACGAAGAAACACCCAAUGAUAGAAAUGAUGCUGACCAAGUUACGGCUUGCGGCUCUCAACAUCAUCAGGAUUGGUAUCAAGAUGAUUCCCGAGAACCAGAUUCCUGAUGAGUUCCAUCUCAUGGGUCAAUUUGAAGUGUUCAAGGACACCUAUCAGAUAAAAUCUUCAACCACAUUGGAUCUGCCUUAUUCACUGGCGCCAAGAAAAUGAUCUUGCCUUAGACUUGUUCAAUGGCAAUGCGGAGAAAAAUGGAGUGCAAAUGCUGAUGAUCUCCCAUUUUGGGGAGCAACAAAAGUUCUAGUCUUUU